Oryza brachyantha (malo sina) is the source of this 2497-nucleotide messenger RNA. Its product is annotated as receptor-like protein 3. The record is from RefSeq and is a predicted model, not a curated record. Bases 1 to 2103 code for a protein of 700 amino acids. NCBI's taxonomy places the organism in Eukaryota, Viridiplantae, Streptophyta, Magnoliopsida, Poales, Poaceae. The transcript is spliced from 2 exons. Gene Ontology annotation, molecular function: protein binding.
AUGAGGCCUUUCCACUUUCCAUGCAGCAGAAGCAGCAGCAAAUCACCCACAGAUAUACUUGGGUUUGCUCUUGUGAUAGUUCUAUGUUUAGCUUCUUCCACCAGCUCCUGCACAGAUCAGGACAAGGGCUUCCUCCUCCAGUUCCUUGCUGGCCUCUCGGAGGACGGCGGCCUCACCUUGUCAUGGCAGAAUGACACAAACUGCUGCACAUGGGAAGGGAUAACCUGCAGCACCGAUGAGAUGAUAAAGGAAAUUUUGCUGGCUUCUAAGGGCCUUGAAGGGCACAUCUCGCAGUCCCUUGGCAAUCUCACUGGCCUGCUGCACCUCAACCUGUCCCAUAAUUCACUGUCCGGUGAACUUCCACUGGAGGAGUUGGUGUCGUCGAGCAGCAUCACCAUCCUUGAUGUCAGCUUCAACCGCUUGAGUGGAGCUCUGCAAGAGCUCUCAGUUCAAACAACUGUCCAGCAUUUGCAGGUACUGAACAUCUCAAGCAACUUGUUUACAGGGAAAUUUCCAGUGACCACAUGGAAGGUGAUGAAGAAUCUGGUGGCUCUUAAUGCCAGCAACAACAGCUUUAUAGGACCGAUACCAAAUUCUUUGUGCAUCAAUGCACCCUCCUUCGCUGUGCUUGAUCUCUCUUUCAAUCAAUUUGUUGGCAGCAUACCCCUAGACAUAGGCAACUGCUCCAUGCUUAGAGUGCUCAAGGGAGGCCACAACAAUUUCAGUGGUGCAAUCCCUGAUGAACUAUUCAACUGUUCAUCCAAACUGUCUAUCCUUGAUCUUGAACAGAAUAUGUUUAGUGGCGAAAUACCCAAGUCCAUAGGUCAGCUGAAGAGAUUGGAAGAACUCCACUUGGGCCACAAUGAAAUGUAUGGGGAGCUGCCAUCAAGUCUAGGCAACUGCACAAAUCUCAAAAUUCUCGAUCUCAAGAUUAACCACCUGAGUGGAGACCUUGGGAAGAUCAACUUUUCCAGCCUAUCUAAUCUAACGACAGUUGAUCUUCUCUGGAACAACUUCAGUGGUACAAUUCCAGAAAGCAUUUAUGAAUGCACCAAUUUGUAUGCGCUGCGACUUUCGGGGAACGACUUCCAUGGUGAGUUCUCACCAAGUAUGCACAGAUUGAAGUCUCUUUCCUUUCUAUCAGCUGGUCUUUGUGCCUUUUCUAAUAUCAGAAAUGCUCUUCACAUCUUCAAGAGCUUGAGAAACUUAACAGUACUACUUAUCGGAGGGAGCUUCAUGCAUGAGGUUUUGCACGAAGAUGAAGCGAUUGAUGGUUUUGAAAAUCUACAACAUCUGGAUAUAGGUAACUCCAUGCUAUUUGGAAAAUUUCCUAUGUGGUUAUCAAAGGUCACAAAUUUGGAGGUUUUGGGUUUAUGCAAUAAUCAAUUAACUGGACCAGUGCCUGUAUGGAUAAAGAACCUCAACUUCCUCUUCAGUCUAGAUAUAUCAAAUAAUAGCUUCACAGGGGAAAUUCUAACAACACUGAUACAAUUGCCAGCGCUUAAUUCAGGGAGCAAGGUAUCCCCUCUGGAUACAAAGCCUCCUGAAUUAACUAUUUAUGGGGAUUCAAGGCGUCAAUACUUGACGCAACGAGCACUGCUAAAUAUAUCUGGAAAUGGCUUUACAGGUGUGAUCCCUCCAGAGAUUGGUCAGCUGAAGUCACUUGAUAUUGCACUUGACUUGAGCUUUAAUAGCAUCUCUGGGGAGAUCCCACAAGCAAUCUGCAACCUCACCAACCUGGACAUGCUAGACUUGUCCAACAACAAUCUAACAGGCACAAUCCCUUUGCAACUUAACAAGCUCCACUUCCUUUCUGCAUUCAAUGUUUCCAACAAUGACCUGGAAGGCCCUAUUCCAACUGGAGGGCAGUUUGAUACAUUUGAUAGCUCAAGCUUCAUUGGUAAUCCAAAGCUAUGCGGUCCUGUGGUCAGGCGACGGUGCAAUUCAGCAAAAGCAGUUCCUGUCCCUACUCUAUCGACCAGUCGAUUCAGCGGUCGAUUCAGUGACAAGGUUGUCUUUGGCAUUGCAUUUGGCAUGUUCUUUGCAGUUGGUGUGUUGUUAGAUCAGAUACUAUUAUCAAAGCUAACAUUUCUUCAAUUCUGAGAUAAUUAUAAAGUUAGUCUGAGGGUGUCACCUUACAGUUCCUGGCAAGACGCUUCGUUGAAUCUAGUGAUGCUGGUCUCCUGGAUGCUUUGGAAGGAGAGGAACGCAAUAGUGUUCAACCAAGUCAGUUGUUCAUCAGGGAGGCUCUUUUGGGGAUCAGGAUCUCAAAGAGGAAAUUGCAGUGGAGAAGGUGGUAGAUUUCUUCAGAGUUCCUAAGGGUAUUGGCCAGUAUUCCGGCUGAAACCAGCCUUUGUUCAGUCAGCUCCCUUGACAAUUGUUUGUUUGUUUUUGGUUCUUGUUGUUAAAUAUUUUACUUGUAAAUUCCCUACUUAAUGAAAUUUGGAUGGCAUUUCUUCAGCCAUCCCAACAAAAAAACUAAAAAAGAUAAAGUUAA